Molecule: messenger RNA, 1142 nt
Organism: Oryza brachyantha (malo sina)
Lineage: Eukaryota; Viridiplantae; Streptophyta; Magnoliopsida; Poales; Poaceae
Product: WAT1-related protein At5g64700-like
Exons: 7
Coding region: 20-1141 (373 amino acids)
Cellular component (GO): plasma membrane
Molecular function (GO): transmembrane transporter activity
Source: RefSeq, a predicted model, not a curated record
GAGAUCGAUCGAGGUCGCCAUGGCCGGAGAGGGCAAGCCGGACGGCGGCUGGGCAGCGGCGGCGGGAGAGGGCGUGAUGCUGCCGGCGAGCAUGGUGCUGGUGCAGCUCUUCUCCGUCGUGCUGGUGCUGCUGUCCAAGCUCGCCCUCGGCGCCGGCAUGCGGCCCUUCGCGCUCCUCGCCUACCGGAACCUCGUCGGCGCCGUCGCCGUCGCGCCGCUCGCCUUCGUCUUCGAGAGGAAACAUAGGAAAAUCCCGGGCAUUGUGGAGUGGUGCUGGAUUUCCCUAAACGCUACAUUUGGGGUAAUUCUAUCAAUGGGGCUGUACUAUUAUGGCUUGCAAAGCACCUCUGCCACUUACUCUGUCAUAUUUUUGAACAUGAUUCCUAUUGUCACAUCUAUCGUCGCGACCAUAUUUCGAGUAGAGAAGUUGGUGCUUAGAAACUGGCCUGGCAAGGCAAAGCUCUUGGGCAUCAUAACAUGUGUGGGAGGAACAAUGGUAGUGAGCUUUUACAAGGGCAAACUGCUGCAUCACCCCUGGCCUUCCCACCUGUUGAAAUUCCACAGCCAUGAUGAAUCAGGCCCACACGCCUAUCAUCGCAAUAUGGUAGCCGGUACAUUGUUCUUGUGUGGCAGUUGCCUUGGCUAUGCCUUUUGGUUCAUCAUACAGGUUAGGCUUGCAAAGGUGUUUCCAUCCAGGUACUGGGCAACCACCCUGACAUGCCUUUCUGGAAGCCUGCAAGCCUUUGUGAUUGGCAUUCUGAUCAACCCUACCAAAUCUGUAUGGACUAUCAAGUGGAACCUGCAGCUUCUGACAGUUGUUUACUCGGGGGUGUUUAACACUGGCGUCUCAUUUGUCCUGAUGUCAUGGGCGGUAAAGCAUCGUGGACCCAUCUACCCAUCUAUGUUCAACUCAUUGUCACUGAUCGCGAUGGUUAUCAUGGACUCUGUGUUGCUUGGUACCAGUAUCUUCUUAGGGUGCAUACUUGGAACAUCAUUCAUCAUUGUGGGGCUCUAUGCCUUUCUCCUGGGGAAAGGCACUGAGCUGAAGCAAGCUGCAGCGGUACAGAAUACUGACAAUAAGCAGGACAACAGAGACGGCACUGAGCAGCGUGGAGAUGAGAUACUACGUAGCAUAGCGUAAC